AUGACCUCCAACUUCGCUUCUCCCGGAGGCCUGGCCUCGCGCCGCGGAAGCCAGAACAUCAAACCGCUGUCCUUUGAUGCCAUUAAGCAGGGCAACAAGAAUGCCGACGGCGGCAUUCCCACUCCUCGCACCAGCCGCUCUCACCUGCUUGCGGGCCUGAGAACGGCUCCCAAGUCGGCUACGGUGGCUUCCUUUGGCCCAAUGUCGCCCACGGCCGCUGACGGCCCUGUGCAGCAGUAUGCUAGGAACAGCAUGGUCGCCAACGCCUAUGGCUAUGGCCAGGGCAAUGUCUACAACGCCCCCAAGACGGCCUUCCCUCAGUACGGUCAGCAGCAGCACCAGCAACAGCAGCAGCAGCAGCAGCAGGCCUACCAGCAGGCAAUGAUGGCACAGCAGUACACUGUUGACCAGGUGCUCGCUCCCCCUCAGCUGUCCAUGGACGAGCAGCUGCAGGAGCAGAUGGAUCCCAACCUCUACGCCCAGCUCGUCGCCACCAACCUCUAUCUCGCCCAGCAGCAGCAGAGGCUCCAGCAGCAGCUCCGUAGUGUCCAAGCCGCCGCCCAUCAGUUCCAGCAGCUCAACAUCAACAGCAACCAGCUUGCCCAGCAGCAGGCUGCGGCGCUUUAUGAGCAGCAGCAACACCUGGCCGCCCAGGCUGCCGCUGCCCAGGGCCAGCAGGUCUACUACGAUCCCUCCACUGGCCAGUACUACGUCGACACCUCCUCAGCUGCCCGCGCCGCCAACCUCGAGCAGCCCAUGACUCCCGGCUUCAACAACUUCCAGCAGCAGUUGCAGCAGCAGCAGCUGCGCCAGCAGCAACAGCAACAGCAGGGAGCCCCGCGUGUUCAGGUUUCGCCGCCUCCCGAGGGCCAGCAAGCCUCGUUCCGCGGCUCCUCGCCCCCGCGCCGCUUCGAUUCGCCCCAAGAGGUCGCUCCUCUCCCUCCGCCGUCUGCCAACGCCUUCCGACGCGGACACAAGAAGUCCUCUUCCCUGGCCGUUAACAGCGCGCUGGCUGCCGCCUCUGUUGUGAACGAGGCCGGCAAGACCCCCGCUCCCAAGACCGCCGUCUUCCCCCAAACCCCUGGCAUCGGUGGGUAUGGCCCCGGCCAGGCACGCGCCGGCGAGCACCCGAUUCGACAGCCUCGCGGCCCGCCAUCCAUGGACGAGCUCAAGGCGAAGCCCACGGCCAGGCACGAGGGCAGCAAGAACUUUGCCGCGCGCACCCGGCGCUCUGCUGUGCACAACCUUGUCCGCGCCGGCCUGGAGCGUCGCAAGGGAUCCGGCAGCUCGAGUGGCAGCAUGAGCCCCGUCUCGGAGACGGCCGAAGAGUCGACCACGCCCAUCACCGACAACGACUCCGACUCUGGCCGCAGCGGCUCGGGCAGCCUGGCCGGCGAGAUUGAGAGCGGCGCUACGCGAGCCUCCACUGCUGGCGGUUGGGGUGCCAUCGGCUCAGACCGACCCGGCUCGCGGCAGAAGACCCGCGGCAGCGUCGACAGCAACAGCAACUCUGGCUGCGAGAGCGACAGCAACUCGUUCGCCGACGUGUUCAAGAAUGGUGCUCUGCGAGCAUCCAAGGCACAGGAGGCUGAUGGUCAGCGCAAGGCAUCCAGGCUGGUUCUGACCACCGUUGAGAAGCGCAAGAUGGCUUCGGCGGCAUAA
This is a messenger RNA of Trichoderma citrinoviride, 1662 nucleotides long. RefSeq lists its product as hypothetical. Lineage: Eukaryota; Fungi; Ascomycota; Sordariomycetes; Hypocreales; Hypocreaceae. The record is from RefSeq and is a predicted model, not a curated record. The transcript has a single exon. Bases 1 to 1662 code for a protein of 553 amino acids.